AUGACAAUCAACCCACCCCCAACAGCCCCCUUCCACCUCCUCCAACAAUGGCACUCGCAACCCCGAAAGCUACGCAUAAUCCACAUCGGCGCCGGCGCCACCGGCCUCUGCGCUGCCUAUAAAAUGGAGCGCCAGCUCAGCGACUACGAGCUGGUAUGCUAUGAAAAGAACGACGAAAUCGGCGGGACGUGGCUCCAAAACCGCUAUCCAGGGUGUGCCUGCGACGUCCCCGCGCACAUCUACACGUACACCUUCGAGCCCAACCCGAAGUGGAAGUCGUACUACGCUUACUCUCCUGAUAUCCACGAGUAUUUUAUGGACUUUUGCGAGAAGUAUGACUUGCGGAAGUAUAUCCGGUUUAGACAUCGGGUCACGGCUGCGGUGUGGUGUGAGGAGAGGGGGCAGUGGGAGGUGAAAGUUGAGCGUGAUGGGGUGGUUUUUACGGAUUGGUGUGAUGUUUUGAUCAAUGGGUCGGGUUUGUUGAAUAAGUGGAGGUGGCCGGAUAUUGAAGGACUUCACUCGUUCGAGGGUCCGCUCUUGCAUUCGGGGGAAUGGGAUCCCACGGUCGACUACACCAACAAGCGAGUCGCCGUGCUAGGAACAGGAUCUUCAGCAAUCCAAAUAAUCCCCCAAGUGCAAAAAGCUGCCUCCCAAGUAAAAUGUUUCAUGAGAGGCAGCACUUGGAUCAGUCCCCCAAUGCCACGCGUCCCAGUCGAAAUCCCCCAAACUGAUGGCAGCUCAGGCACCACCCAUCACGACCAGGACGCCGCGCAUCCAGAAGUCGGCCAGUACUACUACACAGCAAAGGAGACACAGAAACUGACCGACGACCCCGAGUAUCUUCUCAACUACCGCAAGCGGAUCGAAUACGGGAUCAAUAUGGGAUUUGCUAUCUUCUACAAGGGGAUGGAGCCGUCGCGUAUGGCUGAGGAGUAUAUGCGCGCGGAGAUGACGAGGAGGUUGCAGGGUGAUUCGGUUUUGACUAAGGAGUUGAUCCCGAGUUGGCCUGUGGGGUGUCGACGACUCACCCCCGGCGACGGCUACCUCGAAGCCCUAAUCAAACCCAACGUCGACUGCAUCUUCACCCCAGUAACAAGCAUAACCCCCAAAGGGCUCAUAACCCGGGACGGCACCCACCACGAAGUUGACAUAAUAAUCUGCGCAACUGGCUACGACAUGGCAUGGACACCACACUUCACUCUCCUCGGCCGCAACGGGCUCGACAUCAAAGACGCCUGGUCGCCCACCCCCAAAUGCUACCUGGGCAUGGCCGCGCCAGGUUUUCCCAACUACUUCGUGAUGAACGGCCCGCGCGGGAAUCUCGCGAACGGGACCGUGCUGCCUUGCUUUGAGACGGAGAUCGAGUAUGUGAUUCAGGCGGCGAAGAAGAUGCAGAGUGAUCGAGUUAGGACGCUGGAUGUGCGGGAGAGUGUGGUUGAUAAGUUGAAUGAGUAUAUCGAUGCGUGGCAGGAGACGAGCGUUUUUAGCGGAGGGUGUCGCAGUUGGUACAAAGAUAAUACUGUUGAUGGGAAGGUUUUGUGUUGGGGGGGAUCGUCGGUCCACUUUUUGAAAACCCUCAAGACGCCUCGUUGGGAGCAUUUCGAUAUGCAGUAUAUGGACGACAACCCGUGGGCGUUCUUGGGUAAUGGCCGGAUCAAGGCAGAGUGCGAGGGUGAUUUUGAGGGGUUGACGCCUUAUUUGAGGAAUUCGGAUACGCCGUGGGAGAUUGUAUGA
Molecule: messenger RNA, 1734 nt
Organism: Aspergillus candidus
Lineage: Eukaryota; Fungi; Ascomycota; Eurotiomycetes; Eurotiales; Aspergillaceae
Product: flavin-containing monooxygenase
Exons: 6
Coding region: 1-1734 (577 amino acids)
Molecular function (GO): flavin adenine dinucleotide binding; N,N-dimethylaniline monooxygenase activity; NADP binding
Source: RefSeq, a predicted model, not a curated record